AUGCCUCGAGGAUUCUUGGUGAAGAGAAACCGGAGAUGUUCGGCGUCGUACCGGUCACGAAAUAACGGUAACAGCAUUCCUGUAACAUACGACAGUGAUAAACCUGAAGGGAUUAAACCGGAGAGGGUGAAAGAGGACGGUUUGGUGAGUGUAGAACUGCUCCCGGUGUCCCGCGAGGACCCCGCCGGUGUCAGGGAGGCGUGGAGCCCGCACGUGGAGUCAGCGCUGGAGGCAGAGGCGGACCGGCGCGCGCAGUUACCGGAGACUGAGGAGCAGGUGAGCGAGGUGGACGUUUUGACUCCCGGUGGUGACUUCUCCUGCUUCUUCCCACCUCCGCCUCUUCCGCGCGACUUCACUUUAAGCCCAGUCAAACCGGUUGGCACGAGACUGCUGGAGCAGCAGGAGGAAAGAGAGAAGCAGCCCGUAUUCACCGGCAGGUGCCUGACGUCCUCUCCGGUGUCAGAGCUACCGGCAGAGUUACCGGAGCUACCAUUCCUGGUGAGCUCCACGCCGACUUCUAUCGAGAGACUCCUCGCGAGCAGCAGCCGCCACCACCACGCGCCGUCCUACGGGCACAAUGACAAAUAUGAUCAGAGUAUGGCUCACGUGCACCUGUUCCCCCCGCUGACACUGAUGAAUCAGGAGCAGCAUCACGCGGAGAGGAAAGGCUCGUUCCUGGAACCGGAUCAGCGCGUGAACAGCCACAGACACAACAAACCGGCGGCGGGAAACCCGUCCAAGAAACCCAAAGUGAACCGGAAACUGAACUUCGAGGAUGAGGUCACGACCUCGCCAGUUUUAGGUCUGCGGAUCAAGAAGGAGAGUCCCGAGCUGAGGAGGCACCGGGAGAAAUCGUCUGGUCUUAACGGGAACCCGCCGCUUGGAGAGUUCAUCUGCCAGCUGUGUAAAGAGGAGUACCCCGAUCCUUUCUCCCUCGCGCAGCACAAGUGCUCCCGCAUAGUGCGCGUGGAGUACCGGUGCCCCGAGUGCGACAAAGUUUUCAGCUGUCCCGCCAACCUGGCCUCCCACCGGCGCUGGCACAAACCGCGUCCGGUCACCAACCGAGGAGGAGAGACACCGACUAACAAGAGCCAGCCGUUAAAACAGGCACGAGGGCCCAUACAGCACGAGAGGCAACCGGUUGAUUUGGAGGGAAAGGAGAACGAGCUGCUGCGCAUCAACACGAAUCAGCACCAAGAGGUGCAGGACAGCUCCCGCGUCAGGCGCGAGCCCUCUCUGCUGUUGCUGCACGCUAGGUCUCGAGACAGCCCCGACAGCGACAGCCUCGCGCCUCCUCACUAUGAUUCCUCGUGUCAUUACCGUAGCCCGGUAGAGAGCUGCCUGGACCUGCAGCAGCACGUGAGAGCAGCGGACAGUCCAGCCUCGAGCCUCCUUCUAUCUAACCCAGAGGAGCGUGCGGACCUGCCUCAGCAGCAGCCGCACGCUCCUCUACCGUUUAUGCAGUCGUUACCGGAGGAGGACGUGUACGAGUGCCGGUACUGCGGGAAGAAGUUCCGCCGUCAGGCUUACCUGAAGAAACACCUGGCCGCACACGAGAUGACAGCGCGAGCCUCUCCUCCACUUUCAGCUUACGGACAAGCGCGCGAGAGCAGCGGCGGACAGAACCAGGUGUUUCUGUGUCACCUGUGCGGCGCGCGCUUCCCGUCGGUUGAAAUCAGGGACAAGCACCGUCUGUGGCACGCGAUGAGGGACGAGUUACUGGCGGGAACACUGGGAGGAGGACUCAGACCGGACAUGUUCCACGUGCACAGAGAAGAGAGCGGCAUCGGGGAGCGCGAGCAGCAGCAGCAGCAACAGCAGCAGCAGAUCUUCACGUGCAAGCACUGUCCGUCGACAUUCUUCAGCUCCCCGGGGCUCACGAGACACAUCAACAAGUCUCACCCUACCGAGAACCGGCAGGUGAUGCUACUGCAGAUGUCCGUGAGACCCUAA
Molecule: messenger RNA, 1953 nt
Organism: Scomber scombrus (Atlantic mackerel)
Lineage: Eukaryota; Metazoa; Chordata; Actinopteri; Scombriformes; Scombridae
Product: insulinoma-associated protein 2
Exons: 1
Coding region: 1-1953 (650 amino acids)
Biological process (GO): regulation of cell cycle process; neuron differentiation; negative regulation of transcription by RNA polymerase II
Cellular component (GO): nucleus; transcription repressor complex
Molecular function (GO): RNA polymerase II cis-regulatory region sequence-specific DNA binding; DNA-binding transcription repressor activity, RNA polymerase II-specific
Source: RefSeq, a predicted model, not a curated record